This is a messenger RNA of Patiria miniata (bat star), 3713 nucleotides long. RefSeq names its product endosome/lysosome-associated apoptosis and autophagy regulator family member 2-like. The record is from RefSeq and is a predicted model, not a curated record. Lineage: Eukaryota; Metazoa; Echinodermata; Asteroidea; Valvatida; Asterinidae. The transcript is spliced from 23 exons. Bases 219 to 3344 code for a protein of 1041 amino acids.
AUGUUAGCUUCGAGCUCCGGGGUGAAGGUUGAGAAUUAUUAAUUGUACGCACUGCAAUGCUGCAGCUGAACUUGCAAUUUUGCAGAGGUUUAAAUCCCGAUUUCAACCAAAAACAUAGUACUUCAACUUCUUAAAUCACACUAGUCUGCAUCUGGAUAGAAAUCUGUCGCAGAGAGAGACCCACUGUGCCGUCGUUUGGCUGCUAAAGACCGAAAAACAUGGCACAGAUUGUACGAAGUGGGACCAGCCGGCAGCGGCCAUGUUAUCGUCGUACACUCCUUGGACUUAUGUGCUUUGUGUUCUGUAUCUCGCAUCAAUUCGUUCACGCAGAGCCUGUUUCGGAGGAAAAAAGAGGGAAGCAAAUACUGCCUACAUGCACAAUGGAGCAAUUCCACUAUGAGUAUACUGAAUGUGACAAGAAUGGAGUCCGGUGGCGUGUUUCUGUUCCCUAUCCAGACACAUGUACAGGCGGUGCGCCAGAACCUCCGACACGUGCUGUUGACUGCAAUUUCUCUUGUGGUCCUGGUGAUUACCUGGACAAGGCUGACACCCAGCAGUGUCUCAAGUGCCAGCCUGGUAGCUUCUCGCUGGGCGGGGGAAAGCUCUUCCAAGAUUGGUCUUCACUCCCCGAGGGCUUCACAGUCACCCAAGGCGAAGAAGAAUAUACUUCUCAUUUAAUGGAUGACGACGAAGAAAAAUCUUGCAACAAUUCAAUGUGGGAGCCAAAGGGUAAUCACAUUCGCUCGCCGGGCGACAACUGCAUCUCAAAACUCAUCUAUGCUGCCAACCUCAUGAAGGACGGUUACGUGGAGUUCACGUACUCCCUAGCAACAGACGACACCAUCUUACAUGUGUCGGUGACCAAUGAGAAAUGUGAAGCAGAUAAAUCGGGUGACAGAUGGCCAGACGAAACAGGUGAAGGCACAUGGAGAACAUACAAGAUGCCACUAGAGCCUGGGAUGAACGUGAUCACAUGGAAGGCCGUUGGUAUUGGCUUCACCUACAAGCAAAACACCAAACCCGACCCGGUCCUGAUCAAGGAAAUCAAGAUCAUGGGGGUCAGCUUCACCUCUGAAUGCACCAAAGCCAAACCAGGGACAUUCGUCAAAGACAGUGGGGCCUCUGAUUCUGAAUUGUGUCCAGCCAACACGUUCUCGGCUACUUCAGGAGCUGUCACAUGUACAGACUGCGUUGCUACCACACAUUACUCCAAUCCUGGUGCUACUGAGUGUAUUGAGAAGAAGCCAUGCACUGAGCAGGAUUACUACAAGACCCAUACACCAUGCGAUGAAAAGAACCAGACUCAAGUCAUGUACAAGUGGAUUGAGCCUAGGAUGUGUCGUAGUGACAUCGCUGGCGCUAAGCAGCUGCCAGCAUCAGGUGAAAUAGUAGCGUGUCCUCCUUGUAACCCUGGCAUGUCAGCAUUCAACCACACUACCUGCACCUUCUGUCCUAAGAACAUGUUCUCUGAUGGCAGCUUGGCUUGCAAGGAGUGUCCACCCAACACUGCCCCAGUGUACGGCAUGAACUACAUCCGCUGGCACAUCAUGCCACCCAACAUGGAUGCCACGUGCCUCAGCUUGUCAGGUUUUGGUUGUUCUGAUGAGGCCGGCUGGCAGCUCUCAGAUGACCACAUCCACAGCGGUAAGGGUCACGCAGACGACGUCUACCUAGUCCUUGACCUGGGUCUGGACGGGAUGCAAUCAGAGGAGGGCUACUUUGACGGGAAGGCAGAGGAGCUGGGUGUGAUCUCAUUCUGGUUUAGUCUGGAGUGCACCAGCGAUUGCGUGCUGUUCUUCGUCAGGGAUGGCGCUGACGGCUCGCCUAUUAUCGAGCAAUGGACAGGAUCCCAGCCCAAACAGGAGUACAGGUAUUCCAUCACCAAGAACGAACCCGUCACGUACAGCUGGGCAUUCCAGAAGACAGACAUCCAGCAGUACACGCACAAGGCUACCUACAACUACCGCAAUGAUGUUGCCAAGAUCUACAGCGUGACAGUCACUAAUACCUUAAAUGGUGGUGCUAUGGAGUGCAAGAAAUGCCCUCGAGGCAGUAACGUCAAGGGCUGCAUACCGUGUGAGGCCGGAAAGUACAUUGCCAAUGAUACUAACAAGUGCAUUCCAUGCCCAAAGGAUACGUCUCUUCGUGCCAAUAACCCCUACGGUCCCGAGGCCUGCGUGCCGUGCGGCCCAGGCUUGAUGAGUGAUGAAGGAAUCAGCUGUUACAGCACUUGUCAUGUCCACUCAGACGGAUUCCAUUACGAACUCGGCCAACUCGCAGGGGUCCACUCUGUGCAGACAGGUGCAAGUUUCACCGCUCGAGGUAGCCGCUUCUACCAUCACUUCAACAUCAGCCUAUGUGGAACCAAUAAGGGCAGGGGUGGUGCCACCUGCUACGAGAACGUCACAGAUGUGGAUGCGUCAACAGAUCCUAGUUUUAAGAAGAAGGUUGCGGAUUAUGAGGUCAACAAAGUUGACGGUUACAUCUGUCGGUCGACCAUCAUCCCACCAGCCGCACGGAAUAUUGGUGUACUCUCAGCUCAACCAAUCAGUCUCGGCGAUCGCUUGAUCGGAAUCACCAGAAGCAAUUCACUGCAGAACCUGAAUGAGACCAUCUUCCUACCAACCGAUGAAGGACCCGGGGAUCUUCACUUCUUCUACCACUCAGCCUGGCCCACCAUGGCCUGCCCAGAAGGCCGUAGCACCAUCAUCACCCUCCGCUGUGAUCUCAGCGCCAGUGGGCCAGGAUCCUUCCAUCUCCCUGAGGAGUGUCCCUCAGGUACCUGCGACGGCUGCGCUUUCCACCUGCUGUGGCGCAGCGAGCACGCCUGCCCGCUGUGUCACCAAGGAGACUUCAAGAGCAUCAAGGGAGAGUGUGUGGACGGGAAGCAGCAGAUACAGUACAUGUGGAAGACACCCAAGUUCUGUACCGGCGGUAACCCCCUUCCCGACGAUCUAACCCAAACCUGUGAGAUGGAACCAUGGUACAAUCAGGUGCCCUGGUACGCCCAGGCUUCCAUUGCAGCCUUCAUGGGAUGCGUGGUGCUCCUCAUCACGUGCGCGCUGUACUUCUGGAAGCGCAACCGAAAGCUGGAGUACAAGUACCAGAAGCUGGUGGCAUCAGCCAGCGGGGAGCUACCGGCUGCAGAGACCUGCGCCAUUGAGGACGGCGAUAACGAGGAUGACGUCCUCUUUGAGGACGGCGGCAAGAAGUCACGGAGUUUCUUUGGGAAGUUCCUGUCCAGGCCUAGCAAUGAGAAGGGUUUUUUGCUUGAUGAAGAUGACAUGGACGCCACACCGGAGGUUAUAGAAAUGAAACCUGCCAAGCCCCUCACAAAAAUCUGAACUGUUUUUUUAAGACUCUUUUUGUAAAAUUAUACAAGUUAUUUCAGCUGGUACAGCUUUGAAAUGUCCCAAGCUAGAUUAAGUCUCGUGGAAAAGUUUUGUGUAGAUCAUUUUAUGUUGGCAUUUCUUUCCAAAAUGUAAGGCUCGGUGUUGGGUUGAUGUUUAAAAUAAAAAGCACUAUUUCCUUGAACAAGAAACGCUAAUAACAGGUAUAUUUACUUCAACAUUGAAUGGGAAAUAUACAUGUAUUGUACGUAAAUGCCUAUAAAUUUACUAGUCUGCAGAUUUACUCGAAGCUGCAAGAACACACUAUGUUUUUUUGGAUUUGUCAGGGAAUAAACAAAUUUACUGCAAUGUAAGGCCAAAAAA